AUGUCCGAUACCUGCAUUGUGUGCUUAGGAGACCUUGGCGAAGGCGCCAGCGAUCCCACUCUCGCCGUCGAUUCGCUGCCAAGACCUACCAGCGGUGAUGGUAUUGCUGAAGAUGUCACCGCUCUCUUGUCCCAGACCCCCGACCGAGAAUCCCAAUAUAUUGCCCACUUGAUCCCCUGUGGCCACAACCUUCAUAAUGAAUGCUUGAAGCCCUGGGUAGAGAGAGCAAACAGCUGUCCAAUCUGCAGACAAAAAUUCAACGUUGUCGAGCUCGCUGAGCACCUUGGAGGCUCUGUCAUCUCAUCAUAUGCGGUCGAAGACCGAGUGCAGGUGGCGGAGAUUGAUCCGACGUUGAUCAUUGACGAUCUUGUCGACGAUUCCGACUCCCAGCCGUGUCCGAUAUGCGGGGACGACGAUAAUGAAGAUUUGUUACUGCUGUGCGAUGGAUGCGAUACAGCGUCCCAUACGUAUUGCGUCGGCCUGGACUCCGUUCCAUCUGGGCCCUGGUUCUGUUGCCACUGUGAAGGCCACCGGCCACUUCAGUCUGAGCCCUCUCGGCCUCGGAACCGAUCUUCACGCCGUACACGCGCCGAUGUGAGAAGAACCCGCACUCGCAACCAGAUUCAAGCCCUGCACUGGGCGAGAGUCUGGCAGUCGGUUUGGGAUCAUCUUAAUCUUGAUCUGGACUUUCCCUUUGACGACGAACAAGCUGCGGACCGAAUUAUUCAGCAGCGUCGGCGUGAAGCAGCCAACAGAAGAGAAUUUCGCACUUGGGAAAGACGAUUCAGGCAGCCUGGGCGGACUCCCACAACUACUCGUUUUAGAACAAAUGCUUCAGAUUUGCUUGAAAUAGGUCGAGGGUGGCCAUCCAGACCAAGGCAACGGGUGGAAACUCCUGAGCCUGAGUCAAUUGAUGAAAUCAGAGCAUGGAACGCAUUUGAAAGAGCACGAGAAAUCCAAGAAGUUCCUAACUCCAACCGGCGAAAGCGGAAAUCCCCUACCGCUUCUCCCGCCGAACCCGAACAACCCCAACCUGAGCGCAGAUUAAAACGACCUCGGACCCGAAGACCAGAGGAAUUAGCAGAGCUCUUAGAGCGUGGAGAAUCUUCCAGAGCGGCAAGGCCUGUCAACUCUGCUGGAAGUCCGUCUACAGAGUCUGGACCAACAUUUUUGCAAUCACUUUUGAAAGAAGUCGAGGAUUCAUCCGGCCCUCACCGCAUUAAUGGCACGCUUCCUAACGCAAACAUCCCUGGCCAGUGUGUGGACUCAACCUCACCUGGGCCAUCGUCUCCUGCGUUAUCACCAGCUUCUUCGAACCGCUCCUCCCCUCAUCCAUCAUCCUACACCAGUCCUCAACUUACCAACGGUCCAACUACUCCUAUCUCAUCUACGUCUGACGCAGCGCUUUCCUCACCUGAAUUUUCUCCCUCAUGCUCUCCAGCACGCGAUGCUGCUGGGGUAGAUCAAACUCGCCUUUCCCGUCAGCUGAGACGGCUCCAACCAAGAAGAGACAACAAUGAUUCCUCGUCACCAUCACGCCUCCGGUCGAUAGAAUCCUCUCCCACACGCUCCGAACUUUCACUCCAUGUUAAGUCCGAUCUGCAAAAGAUCGUUCGGGCCGCUUUGAAGCCCCAUUAUCGCAAGCACCUCGUCACGAAAGAAGAAUAUACUGAAAUAAACAAGCGGAUAUCUCGUAUGUUGUACGAAUUUGCCGCAUCCAAAGAGUCUGGAGACCCCAUGGAUGCGGAGAGCAAGGCAAGGUGGGCUCAUAUUGCCAACAACGAGGUGAUGAAAGCUGUACAAAGAAUCCAAGAACUAAAAUCCAACGAAGCAAGCGAUAGCAGCGGUGCCGCUUCAUCUUGA
Molecule: messenger RNA, 1863 nt
Organism: Coccidioides posadasii C735 delta SOWgp
Lineage: Eukaryota; Fungi; Ascomycota; Eurotiomycetes; Onygenales; Onygenaceae
Source: RefSeq, a predicted model, not a curated record